UUUUCCCUUCAAAAUUCAAAAGCCCUCUAUUUUUCUCUUCUUUAAAAUCUGAGAUUCAAUCUUCAAAUUCUGAGAUUCAAUCUUCAAAUAUGGUGUCUGCGGCCGAACAGAAUAACGGUUCAAAAUUAGUGGAAGCAAAGGAAGAUCAGGCGGCGGCGGCGCCGACCCCGCAAGUAGCCGUGGCAAUUUGUUUGUUGCGAGGCAAACGGAUUCUCAUGGGGCGUCGACUUGUGUCCAUUGGCAACUCUAAAUAUUCUCUCCCAAGUGGUCAUCUCGAAUUUGGAGAGAAUUUUGAAGAAUGUGCAGCACGAGAAUUAAAAGAAGAGACGGGUUUAGAUAUCGAGAAGAUUGAGUUUUUGAAAGUGACGAAUAAUUUAUUCUUGGACCAACCAAGACAAGCUCAUUAUGUGGUGGUGUUUGUGCGGGCAGUCCUGGCAGAUCCCACACAAACUCCACUUAAUCUUGAACCUGAGAAAUGUGAUGGUUGGGAUUGGUAUGAAUGGGACAAUCUUCCCCAGCCUCUGUUUGGUCCUAUCAAGAAAAUGGUCAUGGAUGGCUUUAAUCCUUUCCCACAAUAAGCUAAGCCACCUAGGGUUGGAUUUCGGUCUCGUCCGAUCCGGUCAGAUUGAUUAAAAUCACAAAUGUACCUUAAUAUGUAUUUAAUUUUCUUCUUCUUCAAAUGGCUAAUGUUGGAAUUAAAAUAUAUGUCUUAGUUCUACUAAAAUUUAUAAGAUUGCCUUACGAUGUAAUACUAAAAUAUUGCAUAUUUGAACGAAUGUGGUCACUUUUUAU
Molecule: messenger RNA, 792 nt
Organism: Benincasa hispida (wax gourd)
Lineage: Eukaryota; Viridiplantae; Streptophyta; Magnoliopsida; Cucurbitales; Cucurbitaceae
Gene: NUDX1
Product: nudix hydrolase 1
Biological process (GO): dGTP catabolic process
Cellular component (GO): cytosol
Molecular function (GO): 8-oxo-7,8-dihydrodeoxyguanosine triphosphate pyrophosphatase activity
Source: RefSeq, a predicted model, not a curated record